This is a messenger RNA of Funneliformis caledonium, 899 nucleotides long. The record is from the annotation of a GenBank genome assembly. Lineage: Eukaryota; Fungi; Glomeromycota; Glomeromycetes; Glomerales; Glomeraceae.
UUUAUGAGGUUGCCGACAAUCCAUCCUUAAGUUUACCAUCUUUGAAUUUAUUUGGAAAACAGCAUGCUUCAUACGUGUAUAAAUUGACAAGAUCAAAAGAUUAUGAUCAUGGAGAGCAUGCGAAAUCUGCAAGCACUCAAAUCCAUUUUGUAGUAACAUAUCGGUCGCUUCAAGAUGAGGUUGAGAAGUAUGUGGAGCAUACCUUGAAUACUAUUUUAAAGUCAAAAAAAUUAUUUCAACAUUCUCAGUUCCUUAUUGAGAAUGCCAAGGAACAUCUAUUGAAAUCGGUAGAUUAUGUUUCAUAUGGUAUGACAGAUACUUUGGAUUUAGGUGAAUUAGAUAUUUCACAGUGUGAGAAUCUUUUCAUAACCCAUGGUGUUGCCAAAGACGCACUAGUUGAUGUUGUUAAGGAAUUUUGGGAGAUUCUAAAUACUGUGGAAUUGAUUAUUUCAAAAUCACAUGAUUUGAUCGUUGGGGAGCCAUGCCAUUGUCGUCUGAUAGUUCGACAUUCAUCAUAUUGGAAUUAUACAUCUACGGAUUCUUUGGAAUUUUAUUAUGAUGUUCAUGUUGAUUUUGACAAUUGGCUAUUGGCAGGACAUAAAAAAUUAUGCUUUUCUUCAAAGGCUGGAGAAACGAAUGAAUUUCCUAUUACACUUGUACCCUUGAAAACCGGGCACCUUCUUGUUCCUCUCAUAAGAGUUACUAGCCUUGAUUCACAUACAUUUUCUGAAACUAUUUAUUUAAACAAUGCUGAACAAGUUCUUGUUCGACCUCGUACGCAAUCUGCGACUUUCUUUAUUGAACAACAACAUCGAAUUCACUCGAUUCAUUCAGGGGCAGGAUUCGGUGGUCCUGGACAUCAUCAUCAUAAUGAAGGGAUGGAGAAUGUUGAAUUAUAA